Molecule: messenger RNA, 799 nt
Organism: Cephus cinctus (wheat stem sawfly)
Lineage: Eukaryota; Metazoa; Arthropoda; Insecta; Hymenoptera; Cephidae
Product: ras-related and estrogen-regulated growth inhibitor
Exons: 4
Coding region: 101-790 (229 amino acids)
Molecular function (GO): GTPase activity; GTP binding
Source: RefSeq, a predicted model, not a curated record
UGUGAGAAGGCAGUACCUAUGAGAACGUGGUGAAUUGUGUAUCGUUAUUGGAAUCCUUGGUGAACUAGAUGCAAAGAGAUAAAGGUGUGGAGGAGACGUGAUGACACCGCCUAUAGGAUGGAGCUUGGGUCUUACCAACCGUGACAGUUGUAAAACAAUAAGAGUCAUUUUACUGGGUCAGCCUGGAGUCGGUAAAACUGCACUGGCAGUGCGAUUCAGCACGCGACGCUUCAUCGGGGAGUAUGACUGUACCACUGAAAGGAUUUACAAGAUUGAUGGUCCACUAGGUUCAUGGGAGAUUGCAGAUCCACCAGGAUAUCCACCAGCGCCAACAGAACCCAAGUUACGAUGGGCUGACGCUAUUCUACUGGUGUACUCUGUGUCUGAUCGUGUCAGCUUCGACGAGACUUCCCGGCUGAGGUUUCUAGUGAGUCAUGCCAGAAGAGGUAGGAAGGUACCACCGGUGGUACUCUUAGUCGGCAACAAGGCAGACUUAUCCUGUUCACCGGGUGAAAGGAUGGUCUCCGCCUGGGAGGGUCGUCGAAGAGCCGACGAUAUACAAGCCCAUGGUUUCUACGAGAUCUCCGUCAGGGAAUCCAUCGACCAGGUCAUGGCCGUCUUCGCUGAGGUUGCUAGACUCGUUACCGAGAUCUCCAGUAAUCCUGGUAAUCAGACCAACCCUUUCAGGCUACGCGCAUCUACGGAUGGUACUAUUAACUCUUUGAGGAGACCGACACCACCGCCACCUAGAAGAAGGUUCAGCAUUUCUGCGAGAGGAGCGCCACCUUAGGUGCGGUAG